Acanthochromis polyacanthus (spiny chromis) is the source of this 8288-nucleotide messenger RNA. RefSeq names its product forkhead box P4 (gene foxp4). Gene Ontology annotation, cellular component: nucleus. The transcript has 18 exons. Gene Ontology annotation, molecular function: DNA-binding transcription repressor activity, RNA polymerase II-specific; RNA polymerase II cis-regulatory region sequence-specific DNA binding. The record is from RefSeq and is a predicted model, not a curated record. Gene Ontology annotation, biological process: regulation of transcription by RNA polymerase II. Lineage: Eukaryota; Metazoa; Chordata; Actinopteri; Pomacentridae. Bases 646 to 2772 code for a protein of 708 amino acids.
AUUACGGUAGCGCAGCAAACUGUCCCCCCGCAACACACACACACGCUCCACACUCGUGUACACACACACACUCACACAGUCCCAGUGAUUCAACCCUGAUUUCCAGCGAACGAGCGAGCAACAGACGGGAUGCCAAAAAGUGAAGACCGGUGGAGAGGUUAUACGCGCUGAAUCCGUCUCUCGAAGAGAUAAAGCGGGAGGGGGAGAAGCAGAAGCAACUAAACAGCAAAACAAAAAAAGAGAACGAGAAGCUGCGUUGUUUCUCCGCGGCAACUUGCGCACAGUGCCAGAGUUUUAGCGGCAGUAUUGUUCUGACUUCACUCCAGAGGGGCCACUCCGAGGAGAGAGGACGCACACAAAAGGGAAAAGAGAAAAAGGACUAACGAGCACGCUUUGUCGUUUAAAGUAAUGGUGCUGCGGUCUUAGAUCCUAGAUUUCUCUGUCUCUCUCUCUCCUCUCUUGUUUCUUUCAAUUUUUUUUUUUUUUACUUUUUUUUUUCGUCCCGUCGGUUUGUGUCCCCCCUUUGUCGCCGUGAGAGAGAGUGGACGCGCCGGGGGUUUGAGGAGCAGAAGCGGGCUGUCCACAUGGUCCAACCACUGGCGUGAAAGUUGACUUCUUCAGAAACCAAGAGAACAGGUGCCAGUGAUGAUGGUGGAAUCAGCUUCUGAGACCAUUCGAACUACGCCGUCCAACCAGAACGGAGUCAGCAGCCUCAGCAGCCAAUCAGAUGGAGGGGGAGGUAGAGAGGGUGGGUCCAAUGGAGACACCAACGGAGAGAUCAGCCCAGUUGACUUACUGCACCUGCAACAGCAACAGGCGCUCCAGGCAGCCAGACAGUUCCUCCUCCAGCAGGCCUCUGGACUCAACUCCCCUGGCAGCAACGAGGUCAAACAGAGCCCUGUGCAGGUCCCUGUAUCCAUGGCCAUGAUGAGUCCACAGAUGAUCACUCCUCAGCAGAUGCAACAGAUCCUGUCUCCCCCUCAGCUCCAGGCCCUGCUGCAGCAACAGCAGGCUCUUAUGCUACAACAGUUACAGGAGUACUACAAGAAGCAGCAGGAGCAGUUACAUCUCCAGCUUCUGACUCAGCAGCAGCAGCAGCAGCAGCAGCAGCAACAGCAGGCCGGGAAGCAAGCAGCAAAAGAGCAGCAGAUAGGCAGUAAGCAGCUGGCCUUCCAGCAGCAGCUGAUCCAGAUGCAGCAGCUUCAGCAGCAGCACAUCCUCAACCUCCAGAGACAAGGCCUGGUCCCACUGCAGCCCACUGCCGCCAUGCAGUCUUUGCAGCAAGCGAUGUGUCCGUCAGACCUCCAACAACUGUGGAAGGAGGUGUCAGGGGUGCCGAGCAGUGAGGAGGCCCUGAAACAGGCCGAGGGCCUGGACUUGAGCACCAACAGCUCUAACUCUACCUCAGCCUUCCCCAAAGCUGCCAGUGCUCACAUUCCACUGCACAGCCUGCCCAACGGACAGAGCCACACCCCAAAGAGAGACAGAGCCAGACUGUUUGAGUGGAUAUCCUCCUUCACCAAGGCAGACAGCGGAGAUGACCAUGUUCCCCUUUACCCCAAAGGCAGCCAACCCCCCAGCAGCCAUCAUGAGGAGCAUGCCGGCUCCCAUCCCCUUUACGGCCAUGGAGAGUGUAAGUGGCCUGGCUGUGAAGCACUGUGUGAGGACAUGGGACAGUUCAUCAAGCACUUGAACAAUGAGCACGCCCUAGAUGACCGCAGCACUGCUCAGUGCCGAGUUCAGAUGCAGGUGGUUCAGCAACUGGAGAUACAGCUGGCGAAAGAGAGCGAGCGACUCCAGGCCAUGAUGACCCACCUGCACAUGCGCCCCUCAGAGCCAAAGCCUUAUAACCAACCUCUGAACCUGGCUUCCAGUGGCUCUCUGUUAAAGCGGGACAGCGACGCCUAUCCAGAGGGACUCCCCCACCCCCCCACGUCCGCUGCCACCCCCAUCACCCCACUGCGCCAGGGACCCUCAGUCAUCAGCUCCUCCAGCCUGCACACACACUCCCACUCCCACACGCACGCCGUCGGGCCCAUACGUAGGCGCAACUCCGACAAGUACUGCACCCCCAUCGCCUCAGAGCUCGCUCAGAACUGUGAGUUCUACAAGAAUGCUGAUGUCAGGCCUCCCUUUACUUACGCCUCUCUUAUACGUCAUGCCAUUCUGGAGUCCCCAGACAGACAGUUGACUCUCAAUGAGAUCUACAACUGGUUUACACGAAAGUUUGCGUAUUUCAGGAGAAACACAGCCACAUGGAAGAAUGCUGUGCGCCACAACCUGAGUCUGCACAAGUGUUUUGUUCGUGUUGAGAACGUGAAGGGGGCUGUGUGGACUGUGGAUGAAGUUGAAUACCAAAAGAGGAGACCACCAAAGAUGACCGGAAGCCCCACUCUGGUGAAAAACAUGAUUUCAGGCCUGGGUUUUGGAUCCCUAAAUGCCAGCUACCAGGCGGCUCUGGCAGAAAGCAGUCUGUCCCUGCUGAACAGCCCUCCCCUGGUGACCCCUCCGUCUGCGGCCAGCCUCAACAUGCUGCAUGUGGGCCAUGAUGAUGUCAGCUCCACUGUGGAGCAGGUCAACAGCAAUGGCAGCUGCAGCCCAACGCUCAGCCCUCAGCAGUACAGCCACCCGGUGCAUGUGAAGGAGGAGCCCACUGAGGUGGAGGAGGACAGUCGGCCAGUCUCCCUCCUGGCUGGCGUCACACACAGCCUGCCAUUGCCGAGCGACGAGCGCGACUUGGAGGAGGAUCUUCCCACAGAGGAGCUGGAGUAGGACAGAUCCGAGCAAGACCAGAGGGACGGGACUUUUUUGAGAUCAUUCCCCGAGCCCUCUCGCCAGUGUGAAGAGGAAAAGAUAGCAACAGUACGCAGAGAGAAAAAAGAGAAUGUUUUUUUUGUUGUUGUUUUUAAUAAAAUUCAAGCAACUAAGGACGACAUUGAGAAACUCCAAACAGGGUUAGAUGACCUUCGUUACUUUCAGACGCAAAAACAAGACUGUGGAGCACUGCUUUACCUCCAUGUGUUGCUUGGCCAACACUUGGCUCAGAGGUGUAACACCACUUAAUGCAUACACACUCACACAAACACGCACACACACACACACACAGACACACACACACACACACAUACACACACACACACACACACACACACACUCAUUCACUUGUCGAACCAUGUCUCGUCAUCCUCCCUGGAAAAGUCACCCUCUGUGUAGAGACCCCUAGAGGCGUGGACACACAUUCUCCCACCACCCUACGUACACUCUCCUCUCUGUCGUCUCGGGCUGCCUGCGAGCCGUUUUAUCUCCACGUCAGUCGAGAAGACACGCAGAUGUGUGUGUUAGAAAGAACACAACACACACACACACACAGGAUCAUGUGUAUAUAGAUCUGGAGCAGUCACCAGAGGCUGUGCAGUAUACCUCUCCUUCUUCCCCUUCUUUGAGUCAAUCACUUGCUUUUUCAUUUUCUUUCGUUCGAUUAAAAUGAAACUGUUGGACUUCGAGACGAGGAGGAAGGAAGAGUGCUUUCAAAGAUUACCUCCAACAGUGCUCCAGCUCCUCUGCAGAGCGGGCUCCUGUCGACCCCGUCGGGGCGGUGUGGCCCUGGUCCCUGCCCAAACUUCUGCCAGCAGCAAGACGCUUGAGUGAGAGGCAUCUUUUAAAACUCUCUGCUUCUAAGUGGAACAAAAGAAGACAUUUUCCCACCUUAUCUACAUCCCUUCCCAUUUCCCCCCAGAAGACUGCAGGAAUAGGACCAUUUGGUGCUGCCCUUCUUCUUCUCUCCUCUGUCUGCAGAUGGAGCGAUGAGCAUGGAACACUUUUGAGAAAAAGAAGAAAAAGAGGGGAAGCAGUGAGAAACAAUGGAGGAAGCGUCUACAGAAAUAUUGUGACUAAAAAAAAAGAAAACUGUCUGAUUAUGGAAUAUAACAAGAAAAAAAUGUGUGGUAGCUUUUGUCAUUUCCUUUUUUUUAUUUGAUGUUAUUAUCAUUGUUUAUUUUUUUGAGGAUCAAUAUUUCCAAGGUGGCGUUCCGUUUUGACGUACCUUUUCUAAGGAUGCUGUUUUUGUUUUUGUAUUGUAAGUUGUUUGAUUUACUCUGGUUGUUCACACCAUUCCAAAUGAGUAUUGGCAAAAAGAAAAAGAAAAAAAUUAAUAAUAACAACAAAAAGCGCAGUAUUGUCCCGACUUACCCGAACCCCACUCCUGCCCCUCUUCCCUUUCUGUCCCAAGUGUAGCAGGCAAGAAAUUUGGAAAUAGCACUUAAAGUUGCCAUUAUCCAGACAGAUUAUUUAACAGCUAAAUCUUUUUUCUUUACAUUCUCUCUCAUUCACUUGUUUUUGGUUGUGUAUUUAGUUGAGAAAUAUCCGUAAUGCUUUAAAAAAAUAUAUAUAUUAUUACUGCAGUCAGAGAAUACCUCAUCCCACAAAGGUUCUGCCUGGAACUGUGUCCAAAUUGAUAGAGAAAUAAGGGGGAAUUCUUUCCGUGGGACACCAAAUGUGGCAACUCUGCUCAGCUUCGACUCAAAGCUCUAUGGUUAUAAUAGUUACUGUGUAGAAGCUAUCUGCAAUUCACUGUGUGAAUUUGUGUUAAAGGAAUAGCACGUGAGAUUUAUUUCCUUGUUUUCCAUGAGCAUAAAAGCAUUACUUUUCUCUACAGUGCCAUACCAAAUUUAACAUUUAUUUUAAUCUAUUAUCUGCUUAUUCCCGUUUUAUUUUUGUUACAGGUAACCAAAGAAAUAUGUAGAAAACCAAAAACCCUGUAGUUUAUUUUGCCCUUUAUGUUUCUUUUUUUUAUUCUUAAAGAACUGGCCAAAAGACAACAAACCAGGAGUUUGAAUUCUUAUUAUUGUAUUCAUAUAAUUAUUGUGUUAAAGUUAUACAUGACUUACAGUGCUGACCAUUCCAAAAACCAAAGUGUGUAAAAGCAAACUAGAAUUUGGAGUCGGUUACAAAUGACUCAUAUUAGGUAUGAGGCCAAAAGCUAGUAUUAACAAACCUCGCACAGUUCCUCUGAAAAACAAAAGAAAGAGAAAAGAAAAAAAGCACUUAGAAGUGAAAUCCUGUCUCUCCCACACUCAGGCUCAGCUGUGUUCCAAACACAAUCUUAGGACUGACCCAUUACAGAAUGAGCAGACCUAAAAAUGAGGCACUCAUGAGGCAUUUGAACACAACAUUUAUGUAUCUUUACUAACUAAAACGUUGACAAAAAGAGCUGAAAUGAAAACAUUUGGAUCUUUUGAAACACGUGGCGAUACAAGGUACUUUUUUGGACGCUAUUGUAAUGAACAUUUUGAUUUUUAAAUCUAGAAAAAAAAGCUCUUUAAACAGAUUUAAACACAUUCCCUCUCGAUCUGUAUGUAGCCUUACAGAACCAGGAAGUGUCUAUAAUGUGCUUAAAAAAGAAGUCACAUCUUUGGACAGGGAGGAGUUAUUCCAAAUAAUAAUAAUACAGCAAAGAGGGAAAAGCUAAACACAAUGAAAAUAUACCAAUGUAAGAGGAAAACAACCAAGGGACAUCAUGUAAUUUAAAGUUGGGUUCAUGUUUUCAUACUUUUUGUCGAACUAUCUCUUGCACUUCAGACAGUUUUUCUUAUUUAAUGAAAGAACCUUUCCGAUGACUUUGUGUUCAAACAGGACUGUUUCCUGUCACAUUAGAGACUGAUUUCUUACAAAGUACAAAGUGGCAGACAGACAUUUUGAAACGAGAUGAAAACCAAAAAUAACGCUACCUCCUUUUCAAAACAGUUCAACACAUAGCCAAUGGGAGACUGAACUCUCUGAAAUAUUUUUUCUCCAUUCUUCCUCAAUGAUAAUAAUUAAUGCCAAAAUUGUUGUUACACUUACUGUAUGACUGAUGGGAAAAAAAAAAUAGCUAUUUGGUGAUCUGGACUCCCUAACACACAUCUGCUUGAGCCCAAAAACAGAGACGUUUCACUUUCACCAUAGAAUUAAAAAUGACUACCUCUCCUUAAACCACAUCUAAAGCACUCUCUGCGUCUCCAAAUGUGUUGUGAAGUGCUCGCUAUAUAUGAACAGUUUUCUAUCAGCUGUGUAAAACUGACCAUAUUCCUGCACCCGAUUAGCAUUGAGUUGUGUGAACAGCCUCUCAACUGUGUGCUUUGACUGUAUGUGUGCAUAUUCAUGAUCAGGCUCAGCUCUCAGCCAAUGAGAAGUCGGUCAUUAGCGGCUGUGUGUUGUUGCAGGGAGCUGGUUGUUGGAGGUAGUGAUGGCUCGGCUAUAUCAGUACCACAACACACACUUAACACACACACAUACAGGGGUGUAACAGAAGCGUAGAAGCAGGGCUAUGGGUUAGUGCAAACAGUGGCUCUGACCAUCCAGAUAUCCAAAGACCCACAACACAGCAGCACCCCCCCUUCACCGAAACACUCACAGAGACGUUGAGAGGACUAACACACUUAAUGAAACUCAUCACUACUACUAGUAAUAUCCAAACCAAGAGGAACUGCUGCAUACAGUACAUAGAUGAGCUCUGACUUGUGCUUUAAGGUACACCUGUAAACAAAGCUGUUUUAUAAAGAUGUAGAUUGUUCACAGGUCACCAUGUAACACUUCUGUUCUUUCUCCAGCUUGGCAUAACAUGAUGUAUUCUUGUAUAUUAAUGCUUGGCUUAUCUCUCCAGGGCAUUCUUUCCCAUUUUGUCCUUUGAUUUUCUCUUCUCGUUUUGGGGUUUCUUUUAUUUCUGCACCUGUUUAGCUAUUGUAAAGCUUUCAGCUCUGAUUCCUAUACUGUACUGCUAAUGCUGAAGUAUAUGUAUUUAUCAUAUUAAGUGCUGCAGGUAUCUUGGUUUAAUAGUUUUUUUUUUUGUUCGUUUGUUUCCAUUUUUUUCAGUUCUUCAUAAAACGUCUGGGACGCUGAUUUUUUAAGUGUAUUAUCUCUAAAAAAAUGAAAAGAAUUAAAGUUAGAUCAGUGGUUUAGGUAACACCUGUUUGUAUAUUUAUCUUAGCUAGGUCUAUUUUGAUACUUUUUUGUCUCUGUACUGCAUUUAUGCAUUUUUAAGGAAAGAAAAAAAACAACAAAUGGAAAACAAACUAAAAAGUUACUUCAUUAUGUAUUGAUACCUCAGAAGGACUUUUUCUCAAAGACAGGACCAAAACCUCUGAAAAGAAAAAGAGAAAGAGGAAAAAAAAAUGUAAGAAUAUGUAGCCCCUCUCUUGCUUUAAAAAUGCGGAGCUUCAGAAAGGUAUUGCUGUUGGUCCUUUCAGGUGCCAAUGUGUCCCUGCUCCCUCUGACCCCUCCCUCUGACCCCUGACCCCUGUCAUUCCUGUGCUGAACUCCGACCCGCAGAGCUGUCAAUCAUCUGCAGGUGCCAUGGGGGUGUCACUGAGUCAAACACCUGGCAGGUGGUGACCAGCCACAAACCUCAUCUCCCAGUCCCACAGAGGCAGAUCAAAGACUGACACUGUUGCAUUUUUGAUACUCCUCCUCUUGCGUAGUCUCAAUACCAAAAUGUGGAAUGGCUCUCAGAGAUGCAGCUCAUCCUCUGACUACCAAAGGCAUUGCGAGCAAACAUUGCUUAGUCCAAACUCCUGAACUGUAACCAAACUGUAACCAAACCAAUGCCACAACCUUAACCAAACAAAAACCAAGCUACUUCCAAAACUCUCCAUCAACUUCACUGAUCACCUUUACUGAUAGCUGUUAUCUCUCAUACAUCCAUGGCGUUGUAGGAGCAACCUACAUCCCAUUGGCAGGUGACUGACUCAAAGGACGCAGGGAGCUCAAAUCCUGAUGUGUGAUUGGACAGUUCUGAGGUGUCACGUGAGGGGGGAAGGGACUCUCAAAGUGGAGCAUUGCCUGACGGUAUUAUUAAGUAGACAGCCAGAAUACGAUGGAACUACCACUUCAGCUCUCCUCUGGUUAAACCUUAGGAAUGUGUGUACAUUUUCAGCAGUGACUCUCUGUAUUGUUUCUUAGUUCAGUUUACCUGUUUACCUCUCUUUAUCCUUUGGUUUUUGUUAUGUUUCUUGUUAUUUGAAAGUGUGACCCGAGGAAGAGGCGGGAACAGGGACUGGGUGGUGGCUUUAGACAGACAGUGGAGCCCAGCCCUCUGACCCUCCACUCCGGGUAGCCAUGUAAUGCCAGUCACUGCCCUUUCCUUCAUGCUGUAUAAAAACACACACAUAUAUCUGUGUAUUUGUAACCUGAAUCUUCUUGUGUCUGUCCAUGCAGACAAUAAAAAAACUGUACAGUAGGUCUAGUUGCAUGUAAUCUGUACUAAUUAUUGACAAUGGCAUUAUAAAAUGCAAUAAAAUACUUAUUACACUGUC